This is a messenger RNA of Aplysia californica (California sea hare), 4236 nucleotides long. Its product is annotated as titin. The coding region runs from base 39 to 4118 and encodes 1359 amino acids. The record is from RefSeq and is a predicted model, not a curated record. Lineage: Eukaryota; Metazoa; Mollusca; Gastropoda; Aplysiida; Aplysiidae. The transcript has 14 exons. Gene Ontology annotation, cellular component: npBAF complex.
GAAGCGAGAAAAAUCUGGGAAUAAAUAAGUAAGCCAUCAUGGCGUCCCCCAUAGAAAACAGCGGCAGUACACAAAGACCAGUGCCAAUGGAAUCACAAUCUAUUACAGAAGAAUCAGCCCCAGAAACAGCAAGUGGAAUUUUGCAAGAAGAUGUGCCAGUAGGUUCUGAACCACUGCCACAGACAACACAGGCUGGCUCAACAAGUGAAGGAUGUGUCAAUCAACCUACUGCUCCUACAGGGGAAGAAAAUGCUUCCUGUUUGGACCAUGGAACAGUAUCGGUCUCUGAAAAUCAAAAUCCACCUGAGAGCCAGAGUGUAACGCAGAUACCAGAAGAACCUCUGUGCAGCCAAACAGUAGAGCAGUCAUCAAAAGAAGAAGCAGUUGUUGGUGAUCAACCGACGUCCAGAGCUGCAGAUGAGGCUUGGUGUAAAAAAGAUGAAAAUGUCAUGGUAUCGGGAAAGGAAACAUUUUCUGAAGAGAGCAUGGAAGUUGAUUUAUUGACUGACAAUGAUAAUGAAAAUGGGGUCAGUGGAGGAGAAACUGCAGAUGGUAUGGGUAUCCGAGAAAGCAUUGCUGAGAGUUCUGUUGAUGCUGGAAAUGAUAAGUGUAGUGAAGAUGUGGCAGGAUAUGACGAAAAGGCGUCAAACGUUUGUGAAUCGUCAUCUGCUUCAAAUGAAGCUACUGAAUUCAAAUUUCUGAAACCGAGUUCUUUUAACUUAGGGGAAAAUGACAAUGGUAAAACACCUUGUAUUGAACCAGUAGAGAAAGUGACUGUUGAAAAACGUUCCAAUGCACCAAUCCAUGUGCCGGAGAUGGUGUACGAUAUUGAUGAGGAAACAAGGAUGGGAUUGGAUCAGUCUUCUGGGGAUGCAUCAGCGGUCGAGUCGACCUUCAACUACCCUCUUCCCCCAAAGCAGUUGUUCACUGGUGAAGAUACAAAAGAUUCGGAAGCAUCUGACACAGAAACCAAGAUGUCCAUAAUUUCAGACACCGAGGAUAUUCGCCUCAGAAACACUAUUAGCAUUGAUGAUGCCACCAAAGAUUCUGUUGCAUCAGAUUCCAACACUGAGACCCCAGUGCCAUCAAAGUCAUCUCGAAGGUCUAGUAAAGAAGGAAGUGGUGCAGAUGUCAUUGAAGAUACAGAUCACUCAGUGUCUGCUGAGGGCCUGUUUGAGUACCAGUGGCCGCAGGAUGGAGGGGACUGGCAUUUGCUGCAAGAGCAAAUCAGUGAAUACCUCAAAGUCAAGUCUUUCAAAAGGAAGUAUCCGGACUUGUACAGACGAACUUGUGACAAAGAAGAGAAGGAUUUCCUGAGGGAGAAGGGAGUUGUGACGGAGACUCAGUCCGACUUAGGUUUGACUGCCCUUAGGAGUGAGGAAGUGUAUGACCUGAUGAUGAAAGACUACAAUGAUAAAUAUAGGGAAUAUGUAUCAGUUCUUCAAGAAAAACAGAAGAGAGUCAUUCGUGAAAAGCACAAGGAAUACUGUGUGCAGCCCAAACUGGACAAAUCAAAGAUAAUGGCAUACUCCAAGAAGGCUGCGAAAUCUGCAGCAGAGUACAACUCAAGUAUGAUGCGAGAAAAGAGAGAUGAGAGAAGGGCUUAUUUUGACCUGCAGACCUAUGUCAUUCACUACCCACGGAAUCACUGCAAGACAUUACCCCCAGAACAAACCAAACGGGGAGCAUAUCCUGUGUCAGUCAUAAAGGGUCAGUUCCAGGAGAAUUAUCGCAAGUACAAUGCUCAGGAGCUGAGCUGCUUUCCUGUGAAGACUUGUCUGAAGGACCCACCCAAAUUGGUGCGAUAUGUCCGCCCUCCUCCCCUAGGAAUCCGGAUGGGAGCUAGUUCUGUAGCACAGAAGCCAGAGCCAGUCCCCGAGGCGGAAAGUGAGGCCCCUGUCAGCGCCGAGGUACAGGAAGACGUCCUGGAUGGCACAAACAAGAACAAAGAAAAUGAAGUAGCAACGGCCUCGGUGGAGAUGGAAGAGCCCGUCACAGUCACGCCUGUCAAAGUUGAGCGGAAGGUCAAGUCAUCGUGUAAGAAAAAGCUCGCUGGCGUCGCCAAGGGGCACACAUCGUCCCCAGAGAGGCCCAAGAAGUCCAAGAAGAGCAGCAAGGAGACCCCAGCCCCGGCAGAGAAGAGUGUGAGUAUCACAGCCCCCAGCACUCCUCAAGAGGUCCUUGAGGAUUCUAAUGAAAGUCCAGACUCAAAGAAAAUGCCUGCAAAGAUACAUGGCUUGGAGAAGUGCAGGAUCUGCAAGCAGCGAUCGACCAAAGAAGAGCGGAAAAACGAUCGUUUGGUGAAAUGCGCUCAGUGUGGAAAAAUUGGCCACAUGAGCUGUCUGGACCUCACAGAAGAGUUGGUCGCUGUAAUCAAAACGUAUCCCUGGCAAUGCAUGGAGUGUAAGACUUGUGUGGAAUGCCUGGAUCCUUAUGACGAGGAUAAGAUGAUGUUUUGUGAUCGCUGCGACAGGGGCUAUCAUACCUUUUGCAUUGGGCUCAACGCUCUUCCCACAGGACAGUGGGAGUGCAAGAACUGCGAGGGGGCGCCCAAGAUCUUAAACAAGUCCUCGUCUCACAAAGCCAGGAAAAAACCCCGUGCUGAAGCCAGAGAGAUCAAGCCCGAUGUCGUGGGAGAGAAAAAUCCUGAAACCAAAGCAGAGGAAGGCACAACUGUCGUCUCAGAGACUGCUGAAAUUAAGCCAGAGGAUGUAGAAAUGGUGGAUGAAUCACAGUUAGAUGUGAAGGAAGUGAAGACAGAAGACACAGCAACUCCCUCUGUGUCAACAGCCAGAGAAGAUGUGAAGCAGGCAGAGCGCUCUGGCAAAAAGAGGAAGAACCCUGGUGCUGCCGCACAGCCCAAGCCUGCAAAAACACCCAGGAUACAAGGAGAAAGGCAGAGCCGUCGUCUGAAACUAAAGGGAGAAGAAGGGGAGGAUGGAGAAAAGAAGGGCAAAGACAAAAGGUUUAAGAAAAAGAAACGGUUGAAUAAAGAGCCGGGUGAGGUAAGCACUGAUGGGAAAGAAGGAGGGGAAGUAACUCUGGCAGGGGGAGCGCUGGAGGGGGCUGAGGAUGAAGGGAGAGAGAUUAUUAGCGAAGGUGUGGAUGAAAGCGCUGAUUUCAUGGUGAAAGAUGAACUGGAAAUUAACGAUGAUGAGGUUCCAGAGAAAGGUGAAAGUAAAGGAGAAACUCCUUCAUCAGCUGUCCCGACAGGCUCAACUACAGACAAGGCAGAUUUGGAAGCUGGUGGAGAAGGCUCUGUGCAAGUUGGCUCUGGAGUGGAAGUUGCUGAGACAGAGGUGGCAGCGGCGACCAUAGCAGAGAGUGACAAAGAACCAGUUCAGGACAAGGCGCCCAGCGUGAGCAAUGAGCAAACGUCAGAAGAUGUUGCAACUCCUCAUGACACUUCUUCAGAAAUUGAGACUGUGGAUCUAUUGCCAGACGAACCUGAGCAUGACCCUGGAGUCGGAGUCGAGGAUGAGCCCAAAGAAGUUGGGAAAGAGGAAUCACAGAAGGAAACUGAGCCAAAAUUGCCAUCGCCGCCCCCUCCCCCUCCAGCAUCGUCAUCAUCUCCCACAGGUCACGCAGAAACCUCACUUGAUUCCUCAGACGAACAGCCUCAGAAAGAAACUCAACAAAUCUCAGAAUCAUCAGACACAUCCACCACGUGCUCAUCAUCACAACCGCCCCUAGUCCCACCGGCGCCAGCUCCUGAAGAGAAAAGUUUGGCUCCUUUGGUCCAAGAAGAAUCUCCACCAGUUUGUAAGAACAGUAGCCACCAGCAACAAUCCUCAUCAGAGGCGACUAUGGAUACAGCCUCAGCUGAACAAUCCAGCGAAGACAGUCAGAAGAAGGUCAAUAUAGUGGAGGAAAUGCCAGCUCAAAGCUCAGCCCCAGCUCAGUCAGACACACAACAGGAUGAUGGUGCUCCUCCAACUUCUGAGCCUACAGCAGAGGCCACGUCGGUGAACAGUGAAGAAACAACUGACAAUGACAGUGGUGUAAAGGAAAGUCCUAUGGAGGUAGAGGAGAAUGGAGACAAACAACAGGGAGCUCCUACAGACAAUGCUGGAAAUGUGGAUCCAGGUGGAGAACCAAAAGUGACAACAGACCAGUAGAUGUGGUCCCAUUGUUUUUUCAUUGUCUCCUGAUGCCCCAUUUUGGUGUCAGUGUUCAUGAUCAGUGUUGUAUCAUAAUCAUACUGUCAAGUAAUAAAGCUGGUAAAUAUAGAGAUCA